GUGCAGGCGCAGCUCGAGGCGCCCCGUGGCGAGUUCACUCGUCAGCUCGAGGGGGCGCGCCAGGAGGCUCGAGCGGAGGUUCAGGGACAGCUUCAGGAGGCGGCCACCAAAACGAGGCGGCUCCGGGAGGCCAACCAGAAGCUCGAGUCGGAGGUGCAGCGCUCCAUCGGCAGCAUCCCGCAGGCCACCGAGCGCAUGAGCGACAAGAUCACGCAGGGCGUGAAGAGCCAGCAAAGCAUCCAGCACGGCCUCGCUCUCUGCGACAACCAGGGCAUAGGCAAGCCGACCACUUUCGGGGACCAGCAGGACAAGUUUCAAGCAUGGAGCCGGAAGUUCAUCAACUUUGUGGUCGGCGUGUACGUCGAGUCCUUCAGAGCAGUUCUGCGGUGCGCCGCGGAGCAGGAUCAUCCGGUGACCAUGGCAGUCGCGAAGGACGAGUACGAACUCACCAUCGAGAACUUGGAGGAGAAGGUCAACCAACUCUACACCGCCCUCAGCGGGACAACCGAGGACGGCAGCGAGAGCAACGAUCUCGUGACAGGAGCCCCCGACGGAAACGGCCUCAAAGCCUGGAGGAGGCUCAAUCGGAGGUGGGACCCGCUUACAGGGGCACGCAAGCGGACGAUACUUCGAGGUACCAUUUCCCCUCCGAAGUGCACCAUGGACGAGGUAAGCUCCCCCCUCGAGAAAUGGAUGGAGCAGGUGGCGAGGCACGAGCGGAGUCGCGACGAUCAGGGCAAUUUGAUGUUCAUACCGGACGACGUCCAAGCAGCAGCACUCGAGAUGCUCGUGCCGACGGAGCUGGAGAACCACCUCAUGCUGAACAAGCACCGCCUGCCGGGGUUCCAGGAAGCCUACGACGAGGUCGUCAUGAUAGUGGAGGCUCGGACCGGAGUAAAGAUCAAGGAGCCCUCCAUCAAGGACGGAGGCUGGGUCAAGGGGCCGAACGACAUGGACGUAGGGAGCCGAGCGGCCCGCGGCCAAUGGGGCCCGAGCGGAAAAGGUCGUGGCGGCAAGACCGGCAGGGGGAAGGCGGCUGGUUCGUUGGACGAGCUGGAGCCAGAGGCUGAGCUAGCAGCUGUUGACAUGGGGUGCUUUGACAUCGCCGGGAGCGCGCAUGGUGAGUUGCACAUUUCCCCGUUGAGCGACGAGAAUGGCGCUUGGUUGAAGUUCAAUUGGGACAGCAGAGCUGCAAUCAGCGCCUUCCCGCGGAGCUUCGCUCCGAAGGGGUUGACCGGAAAUGGCAACACGUACAAAAUAGCCAGUAGUGAGCUUGUACCGGACGAGGGCAGCAUCAGGGUCAAGGCGGAGGACGAGUUCGGCACGCUGAGGUCUUUAUCUGGCUGGGUGGCCAAUGUCCACAAGCCGUUGGUGUCGGCAGGGCAGGCAGCAGGAGCUGGGCAGUGCUCCUAUCUCUCCCGGACGGGGGGAUGGGUGUUCCACGAAAGGAGGCCAAUCGAAAAUAAUAUCGAGAAGCUGAUGGAAACGGAGGCCGCGAAGCAGGACCAAAAGAUGCCCGUGCACCGCGAGCAGGGCGUCUACAACUUCUACAUCAAGAAGGGCCAGCAUGGCACGGUAGCGCCGCUGGAGGAGGAUGACAUCACUGGGAAGUCCACGGGGGAGCUGAUGAAGCUCAUCCGGGACAUGCGGUCGCAGGGCGAGCAGCCGGUGCACGACGCCGAGCUUGCCGAAGAAGGAGAGGAGCAGUUGAGGCCGAAGCUGCUGAAGGCACCUCAUGAACCCUCACAGCUAGAGAUAGACGAGCAUGAGGCGACCGGACAUGCUGUCUAUAGGAAUUGGUGCAAGAUUUGCAUCGCUGCACGAGCAGUCGGGCAACCCCAUCAGAAGGCCCCUGAGGAGGACGAGACUGCGGCGCCAGUCAUCUGCAGCAACUAUGGCUUCAUGGGCCAGGAGGACGGCGAGACCCUACCUAUGUUGGUGAUAAAAGACCGUCGCUCAAAUAAAGGAGCGGCAACCUUCGUGGAGAAGAAGGGGGGAUAG
Messenger RNA from Prorocentrum cordatum, 2001 nucleotides. NCBI's taxonomy places the organism in Eukaryota, Dinophyceae, Prorocentrales, Prorocentraceae. The record is from the annotation of a GenBank genome assembly.